Messenger RNA from Triplophysa dalaica, 2668 nucleotides. It is a transcript of the gene trmt9b, whose product is annotated as tRNA methyltransferase 9B. Gene Ontology annotation, molecular function: S-adenosylmethionine-dependent methyltransferase activity; tRNA binding. The record is from RefSeq and is a predicted model, not a curated record. Gene Ontology annotation, biological process: tRNA wobble uridine modification. Lineage: Eukaryota; Metazoa; Chordata; Actinopteri; Cypriniformes; Nemacheilidae. The transcript is spliced from 4 exons. Bases 296 to 1582 code for a protein of 428 amino acids. Gene Ontology annotation, cellular component: cytoplasm; nucleus.
CGCAGUGGACAUGUAUUUAUUAACACAUCCGCCGGUUGUACACAUCGGUGUUGUUUUGUCGCUGUCUCCUGCUCGGAUGUCGCGUUAAUAUAAUGUCGUGAAAGAAACAUUCGGUCUCUCGUCGGAUGUGUUAUGUAUGCUCGACCACAAUCUUGAGAAAGGAGAAGGAAUGGAUUUGGAUCCAGAGCAUUAGGAGCAAGGAACUCGAUGUUGAGGUCUCAUUUUGUGUCUGGCCUGCUGUCUCAUCCUGUGGCUAAGUGGUGAAGAUGCUCUGUGAGGUUUAAUCGAGAACAGCAUGGACGAGGCUGCCAGCCAGCUGGAGAGAGAGCAUGUUCACAGUGUGUACGAGAGGAUUGCACCCUACUUCAAUGACAGCCGUUACAAGGCUUGGCCCAAGGUCAAACAGUUCCUUUUGGAGCAGGAGCCCGGUAGCGUCGUGGCUGACGUAGGAUGUGGCAAUGGUAAAUAUCUGCACAUCAACGAGAACAUCUUUAAGUUGGGCUGUGACGUGUGUCGGCCGUUGGUGGACUCUGCGUGGAGUCAGGGCCAUGAGGUGCAGAUGUGCGACGGACUGCGCUUACCCUACAGAGACGGCUGUUUUGAUGCAGUGCUCUCUAUCGCAGUCAUCCACCACAUGUCCACCAAAGAGCGGCGUAUCCGAGCAAUACAGGAGAUGUCCCGCACCCUGCGGGUGGGAGGGAGAAUGAUGAUCUACGUUUGGGCCAUGGAGCAGAAGAGGCGUAAAUUUGAGAAACAAGACAUCUUCAUUCCGUGGAAUCCCAAUCCUCCUCUAUCCCCCGCCCUCAGAGGACCCGGGCGGGCCAGACACCGAGGCGACGGAACCCAAUGCAUCAGCGACGACGCCGAUUCGAGCGACAAGCACAGAAAGGUGAAAAGCACAUCUUCAGUGGUGGACGAGGGCGAGCUCGCCAGCCCCAGUCAGCAGAAGCAACAAAGGCUUUGGUUCUUCUCCAGAUCUUUGGAUUCAGUGCUUGACUUCGGCAGUCUGACCGUGUCCAGGUCCACCUCCGGCACUUUCCAAACCCCUGCAGAUGAAGCUCCAGAGAGCAGGAGCCUGCGGGCCAGCGGCAGAGGUCUCAUUAGACAGGUUUCAAACCUCUUUUCAUCCUCUUCCAGAACCAGUCUCGAAGAAGAUGUCUUCAUCUCAGACCCUCAUGAUCAAGUCCAUAAAACUGAAAACGGCAGCACUAUUAAUGAAAACGAAACCCUCCGGGUUGAGCUUGUACAGGAUUGUUCCUCAGUUCCUCUUCCAGACUUGGUGUCCUACCAAAAGGAGCAGUCCAGUAAUGAAGAACACGGGGAGGUUGGUAGCACAGCAAACAGACAACAUUCCAUGCAGAGACAAGAAAGCACAGUGUCUCUGGGGGACAACGUGGGGAUGAAAGAAUGGAAUGACGGACAGAUGAAGGACUCUUGUCUGCGGUACUACCACGUAUUCAGGGAAGGAGAACUGACGCAGUUGAUCGAGAACCAUGUUGAUGAACUUCAUGUUCUCCAGACUUUCUUGGACCACGCUAACUGGUGUGUGGUGGCCGAGAAGAUCCAAGUUUGGAAGGUUUAAAUCUCAUUUUAAACAUUAAUGUCGAUUUUUAUUGAUGUUUUUAAGCUUUUAAACUCAUAGUUUGAGAUUUUAAGUUUUUGGAUGAGAACUUAUAUCAGUUGCUAGGUGUUCAGUAUCAAUGGCAAUAACAAGCAAGGUAUUGAUGCUCUGACUAGAUAAGUGUUGUUCAAAAUAGACACCAUUUUAUUUAUUUUAUCUCUAGGAACACUAAUGUUACUAGGCACUACAUUUUGUUUUACAAAUGUGCCCAUAUCCUGCUUGAAUUGACAAUUCACCCAAAAAUAAAACUUCUGUCAUCAUUUACUCCACCUCGAGUUGUUCCAGAUCUGUAUACGUUUCUUUGUUUUCCGCUGAAAACAGAGAAUAUAUUUGGAAGAAUGCUUGUAACCAAACAGUUCUUGGCCACCAUGGACUACCAUAGUAAGAAAAAUGACAAUGGACUUAUUUAUAACAGAACAAAGAAAUGUAUAAAGAAAAUUUUCUUACUAUGGUGGACCAAAGACAUCAGAACAAAGACAUUUUUACAGAUUCGGAACAACUCGAGGUGGAGUAAAUGCUGAAAGAAUUUUCAUGUUUGGGUGAACUGUACCUUUAACGUUAUCUGUGAUGUCUUACACGAUCAGUUUUGGCUGUAAUUAUAAAUAAUGAACUUAACUUGCACUGAUUUAAUGGCGUGUUACUUUUAACAGUCUUAAGCAAUGUCUGCCUGAAACAGAAAAGAUAGCACAUUAUUCUGAACCAAACAAUGUGAGCACAUUACCAGAGUUUUCUUAUUGAAUUCUCUUCAGGAGUUUAUCUGUGUAAUAUUUGUUGUGUUGUGUGUGGUUAGUGAUACCGUGAGCUUUUGUGUUGUGGUCUGUUGCAGAAGCUUUUUAACAACAUUUUGUCUAAUGCUACUUGAUUGCACAUGACUUUCCAUUGCGGAACUUGAACAAGUGCGGGUAUUGCAGAUUGUGUUUGUAUUGAUGUAACUUGACCGUGUCAAUGUCGCAGCAAUGGUCUUCAAUUUUCUUUUGAACCUUUUUUAUUUGUGGUUGUGUAGUUUGACUGUCGAAUAAAAGCACUAUAAUUUAGUUUUUAUCUGAA